AUCACUUAUCCAUAUCAAAGAAAGCUAACACAAGUAUAUAUUUAAAUAAAAAUGCUUGAUAAGCUUACUAGAGGGAUAGGAGGGUUCGGGCGCGGAUACGGCCAUUACCGGAGAAGUGGCGGCUAUGGGUUCGAGGAACACAAGGAGUUUGUGACUCAUGUGGAGUCAGAAGGAGGCUACUUUGACCGUCAAGCCCGCUAUGACCACCGCAUGAGGCUUCCGGCCAAUCAUGGCCGUCCACCCAUGGCUCACAUGCCUGUCUACGAUGAAGAAGACUCAGACUCAGAUGUGGAGGAGUUCUUUGAGAGCAGCCGGAGCCACUACACUACUGCGACAUUGCCUCAUCACAGCAGCAACCAGCACCAACAACCACUUCAUCUCAACUACAGGCCCCCACUACCAGCAACCACCAACAACAACUACCAGACCCAGCUUCACCACAACGGAACGAUGGGAAAGAUAGGUAAUGGAUGGCAGGGGCAGCAUGAAGAUGCAUACCAUGGCGGGCACGGGACGCAGCACCACGACAUGCAUGGGAUGCAGCACCAAGGCGGGCAUGGGAUUCAGGACUACAACGGCCAAUGGAUGAAGCAACAAGACAUGCUAAUGGCUCCCCAAGUUCCACCACGUCAUGUAUACAUGAACCCAAACCACCGCAGCGGUUACAGCCAUGCAGUAGUGGUGAAAGCUACUGAGAAUUGGCAGGUCAGCAAAAGCAGCGGGCGCCGCAAACUCGGGUGGGGGAGUAAGGGACUCUAGACUCCACCGGAUACUCUGCCGGUUCAUGUAAGAAAGUAAUGAUUAUGUAUCCCAAGUAAUAAAUGUAUAAGAUGUAUGUGUGUGAUAGAUAUAUGGUCAUGUUUCUGUAUCGUACCAAAACUAAAUAGGGGACUUUUAACCCAAAAGAAGUGCUUUCGUAUGAUGACCUUAUGAUUACUAAAGAGUGUUUUUGUUGUUGCUUAUGUUUGAUAAAAGUGAUGUAUAUUA
Molecule: messenger RNA, 987 nt
Organism: Arabidopsis arenosa
Lineage: Eukaryota; Viridiplantae; Streptophyta; Magnoliopsida; Brassicales; Brassicaceae
Source: the annotation of a GenBank genome assembly